AUGGGAGCUGAUGUGCCGAUUUCAAGUUUAUUAGAGAAAUUAAACAAGUUGAAAGACGUUGUCCAGGAAAGAUUUAUCUAUCCAAGACUGAGAAAUCAUGUAUAUGUUUCCAUCGACGAACUACAACGCAUUCGGAACGAACUUGAAGAAAUAGAGGAUACCAGUACCCUUCUUCCCACUGUUUACACUUCAGAUGAUACCAGCACCCUUCUUCGCUCUGUUUACUCUGCUGAAUUUCUAAUCGAAACUUUCCUCCUCAACACACCAAUUCAUUGCCGACGGGAUGAUCUCAAAAAUCUUACCAAAAACCUGCCAAUUCCACCAUGGACCCAAUUACGGUUCAGCUCCAAAUUGAAAAAACUCGUGAAGAGCUUAAAAGCUGUACAUUGUGAAUCGCGGCCUCGCAGAGACCAUUCGGCAAUCAAUCACAAAACCCAUGAAUUUGAAGAUGAUGAUGAUGAUGAACUUGUUGGAUUUGGAGAUGUGGAAGAGAAGAAUCUGGUAGAUCGACUGAUCAACGAUGACGAGAAAAGCCUCCGCGUGAUUUCUCUGGUCAGCGAAAAGGCUGUGGGCAAGACAGCUCUGGCAAGGAAGGUUUAUAACAGCCUCGACAUUCGGCAAUUUUUUGAGUGCCGUGUUUGGCUCCAUGUUCCCAAAAAUAUUGAAUGCAAGGAUCUGUUGAUUGUCUUCCUCAAACAGAUUCCGAUGGGGGUGUUGAAGGGGGUAGAGCUCAUGAGCGAGGACGAGCUGUCUGCUCUGCUUUUCCAGACUUUAAUGGAGCUCAGGUUUCUAAUAGUAAAAAAAAAUGUCUCCUUGUUUGAUGUCUGGCUCAUGUUAGCAUGUCCCUUUGCAGACGCCGCCAAUGGUAGCAGAGUCAUCCUCACUACUCACAACUCUAAGAUAGCCUUGGAUGUUGAUCCGUGGAGUCUCCUACCGCUGGAACUCAAGCCCUUCACUGAUGAGCUGCGUUGGGAAUUGUUCUCGAACAAGUUUCGUGUAGGCAGACAUGACACAGAUACACACCGCCAGUUAAACAGUUACAAGGUAAAAAUUCUGAAAAUAUGCAGCGGUUUGCCUCCAGCAAUUGUCCUGCUUGGACGAUUGUUGUCAACUAUACAAUCUAAUGAGUUGUUCGGGGUAAUUGAUAGUCUUUUAAUCGACUUGGACAAAUUUGAUCAAUCACCUCUCUCAAAUAUUAUAGCUUUAUGUUUUCGUGAGCUACAGUCUGAGUUGAAGCUAUGUUUUCUUUACUUGGCUCUCUUUCCCAAAGAGUAUGAGAUCUCCAUGCGGAGGCUGUUGCAGUUGUGGAUUGCAGAGGGUUUUGUGAAAAAUGUCAAGUACCCAACAACCUGA
Messenger RNA from Camellia sinensis, 1353 nucleotides. The record is from RefSeq and is a predicted model, not a curated record. NCBI's taxonomy places the organism in Eukaryota, Viridiplantae, Streptophyta, Magnoliopsida, Ericales, Theaceae.